This is a messenger RNA of Salvia splendens (bonfire salvia), 2271 nucleotides long. RefSeq names its product heterogeneous nuclear ribonucleoprotein 1. The record is from RefSeq and is a predicted model, not a curated record. Gene Ontology annotation, biological process: regulation of translation. Gene Ontology annotation, molecular function: mRNA binding. The coding region runs from base 469 to 1908 and encodes 479 amino acids. The transcript has 5 exons. NCBI's taxonomy places the organism in Eukaryota, Viridiplantae, Streptophyta, Magnoliopsida, Lamiales, Lamiaceae.
GGAUACCCAAAGAGCUCUCUCUCUCUCUCUCACACACACCCACACACACACACACAAUAAAUAUAUCGACUCUAAAUAGUUACCCAUUUAGCCACGUUUUGGAUGUGAAAAUCGAUCUCCACUGGCCAGCCAGCCACAACUCUCUCUAUCACAAAUCAAAGAAUAAUAAAUAUAUAAAUAAAUAAAUACACACACAGAUUUAUAUAUAAUCUCUUGCAAUUCUACCAAGGACUGAAUUUUACUAAACAAGAAAAAGAAAAGGAGAAGAAAAGAAGAGGGCCUUCAGCCCUCUGCUUCCCUAUCUAUGCCUCUUCUCAGAUCUUGAUUUCAACCCUUUUUUCAUCUGGGCUUCCACUCUUCCGUGGGUUUUGGAUUGCGGCUGUUUUCGGUUUUCGAUCUGUUGAACACAACAGAUUGCCUAUUUUUUUAAAUCUGAGUAGGUUUGUUGCUUUAAGGUAAUUUGCUAUAAUGGAAAUGGAGCUUGGGAAGCUAUUCAUUGGUGGGAUUUCAUGGGACACCAGCGAGGAGCGAUUGAGGGAGUAUUUUCAGACUUUUGGUGAAGUAGUCGAAGCGGUGAUCAUGAAGGAUCGCACCACUGGCCGCGCUCGCGGAUUUGGUUUCAUUGUUUUUGCUGAUGCUUCUGUUGCUGAGAAAGUUGUCAAGGAAAGGCACGUCAUAGACGGGAGAACUGUGGAGGCAAAGAAGGCUGUUCCGAGAGAUGAUCAUCAAAACUUCAACAGAAACAAUGCUAGCAUCCAUGGCAGCAUCCAAGGCAGCAUCCAAGGGUCCCCUGGCCCUGUUCGUACAAAAAAGAUUUUCGUAGGAGGUUUAGCAUCCUCAGUCACAGAAAAUGACUUCAAGAGGUACUUUGAUCAAUUUGGUACGAUAACAGAUGUUGUCGUGAUGUAUGACCACAAUACUCAAAGACCUAGAGGAUUCGGGUUUAUCACUUAUGAUUUGGAGGAAGCAGUGGAUAAAGUCCUUUUCAAAACUUUUCAUGAACUCAAUGGAAAGAUGGUCGAGGUUAAGCGUGCUGUUCCAAAGGAGUUAUCUCCUGGACCAACGCGGAACCAACCGAGUGGCUAUAACUACGGGCUGAACAGAGUGAGCAGUUUCCUUAAUGCUUACAGUCCAGGACACAAUUCUAGCUCUCCAAGUGGCUAUGGAAUGAGAAUGGAAGGUCGAUUCAGUCCUGUGGCGGUAGGUCGGAGUGGAUAUCCCCCCUACAACACGGCUAAUUUCAGCAUGGGUGUGAACUCAGACUCUGGAUUCGGUUUAAAUGGAAUGGCAAGUGCUGAUUCUGGCUUUGGCUAUGGGCGUGGGAUGAACUCUUAUUAUAGUGGAAACAUAGAUCGUUUUGGUAGUCCCAUUCACUAUGAUGGGGGUGUUGCUGGAAAUGGCCCUAUGUUGAAUACCAAUGGUCGAAAUUUAUGGGGCAACGGGAAUCUCAACUAUGCUUCAAGCUCAAUGACGUCAAAUGCAUUUAUUGGCUCGGGAACUGGAAAUGUCAGUGGUCUUGGAAGUAUUAGGGAAAUCUGGGGCACCACUCCUACUUCAUCCCAAGGUGGAGGAAAUGCCUCCUUCAGCACUGAGAAUUUCGGCUAUGGAAUCCGAGAAAUGAAUAUUGGUGGUAGGGCAGGUUAUGGUAGAAACAAUGGUAGCACUGUUGGCUCAACGUCUUCUUAUUCAGCCCCAAACAACAUCCGUGAUGGAGGUUUGGGAAACAUGUAUGACAGAGAGUCCUUUUACGCUGGUCAUGCUUGGCAACCACCUUCUCCCGGGCAUGAUGGUUCCGACCCUUUUGGUUAUGAGCUUGGUGGCGCUACAGAUGCAGCACCAAACAAUUCUGUUGGUUACGUUGGAGGUUAUAGCGUUAAUGCUAGGUCUAAUAGAGGGAUUGCAGCCUAGGACAUAUUACGGUAUGGAUACAUAAAGAUUGUAGAGGCCAUAUAUACAAGUGGAACAAAAAGAGAGGAUCAUUGAGCCUAGAAUGACAUUGUUCUAGACAAGUGAACAAGGAGAUUUUUAUGUAAGGUUUGAACUCGAGCUUUCGAAUAUAGGGUUUUUCUGUUUUUGGUAAUUUGUUUGAGAAUGUGCAAUGGAGUUGCAGAAUAUACUCAAGAAAAAAGAAAGUAUACUGUGAUUGAGCUGAGAAGCCUCCAUUCUUUUGUGUAGACUUUUUCUAUCAUUUUUGUGCUGUAAGUCUCUUCUACAACACUUCGAUUCGCUUGGCUAAGCCGUUACUAAUAUAACGUUCUCUUCUUCCCCGGA